AUGGGUGGCAUGAACCCCAUGAGCGGUGGAAUGAAUCCUAUGGGAAUGCACCCAAUGGGUCAAAUGGCCCAAAUGUUCCCAGGACUGACUGGCGGAAUAUCCCCAAUGACCGGGAGUGUCCAAAAACAAGGACAAACAGCGUGUCCCCCGACCCCAACAACAUGUCCGGUGCCUCAGCCAUGGUGUGAAAGAAUAGCAGACAACAAUGGGUGUAUUAAAUGUCUCUGUGGAAAGGAACUGGUAGCCUACGUGCAAACGCUGAAUGGGCAGACAAUACAAACAACUCAGAGACCAUUUAAUGACACAACAACCGUUCAACCAAUCACGACGCCUGAUAAAACUACGUAUGCGCCGACGACAUCCACUAAGAUUCAGUCUUGCCUAGAUACUUUCUACUGUACAAAGAUAUGUGAUUUUGGUUUUAAGACCGAUUCUUCAAACUGUCCUUUGUGUGAAUGCUUGGACGGAACUUUGAUUGACACACCAGUCCUUUUUCUCGUUUUGCUCAAAGACUACUUUACGAGGUAUAUAUUACAUAUUGCUCUCUUAAAACAACAGCGAAAUAGACAUGCUUGCACACUUGACAAGCAUUUCCGGUGGUUUUUCCAAUACCGGAAAUGGCGUAUACCGGAAAUGGAGGAAAUGCCAGAUAACUCAUGCUUCAAUGCAACUGAUCCUCCAGGAAAAUUUGCAUCAAAAACAACCAGCAGCCGUCCAAUUGUGACGGAUCAAGUGACGUCAUGUCCGGGAAUAUUCGACUGUGCAAUAAUUUGCAACAACGGGUAUAAAACAGACAUACACGGCUGCCCUCUUUGUGAAAAUUGA
This is a messenger RNA of Mercenaria mercenaria, 825 nucleotides long. RefSeq lists its product as uncharacterized. The transcript has 4 exons. Gene Ontology annotation, molecular function: serine-type endopeptidase inhibitor activity. Lineage: Eukaryota; Metazoa; Mollusca; Bivalvia; Venerida; Veneridae. The coding region runs from base 1 to 825 and encodes 274 amino acids. The record is from RefSeq and is a predicted model, not a curated record.